AUGGCAAUCAAAUUGGAGAUGUUGCCGCUGCUGCUACUAUCAGUUGGAGCAGCCGUAGUGGCUCAGAUAUUCGCUGAGUAUCCAGCUGGGCCUGUUUUUGCUGGCAUUUUUAGUGUCAGCAUUCUGGUCUAUCUGGUAUACUGGACAUAUAUCUACCCUUUCCACGUCUCUCCUCUUCGCAAGGUUCCAACUGUUCCCGGAUUUCCACUCUGGGGCCAAUUCUUCACCAUCAUCAAAUCUGAAAUCGGCGUGCCGCAAAGAGAAUGGCAUCUCAAGCACGGCCCAAUCAUUCGCUAUUUCUUUCCUUUUGGUGCGGAGCGGCUCUCCAUCGCCGACGACGAUGCUCUGAACCACAUGUGCAUCAAGAACCCAUACAACUUUCCGAAGCCUGAUAGAGCCAAGCAAUGGAUGGUCCGAAUCUUGGGGGAGGGUGUCUUACUCGCCGAGGGUAAUCCACACAAGCAACAGCGCAAAGCCCUAUCUCCAGGCUUCUCAACUCAAUCCAUCAAGGCUUUGACACCUAUCUUCUGGCGAAAAUCCCUGCUCUUGUCUAAGCUCUGGGAGCGAGACAUGCUCGUCGAAAAGACGCGCACCAAAAAAAUUGAAAUCCUAGAAUGGCUCAACAGGACCACUCUGGACAUCAUCGGAGAAGCUGGCUUCGGCACUGACCUCGACUCCCUCGAGCACCCCGAAACCCCGAUCCGUGAAGCCUACCGCCUUGUCUUUGCUUUCGACAUAAGUUCCCGUCUGUUCCACGGGCUCGCCGCCUUCAUUCCGCAGACGAAGUAUCUGCCCGCGAAGAUGAACCGUGAUGUACUUCAAAGCCGCAACAUCAUCAUCAGUAAGGCGAACGACAUUAUACGCCAGAAGCACCAAAAGACGCAUGCCAAAGAUAAAGACAUCAUUGCACUCAUCGUCAAGGAUAACAUGAAGAUGGAAGCCGCGGGCGAGGCUUCUCUAUCCUUCGAUACCAUGCGCGACCAGGUGAUGACUUUCCUUGGCGCCGGCCACGAUACAACGGCAACCGGUGUUGCUUGGACCAUUCAUCUGCUCUCAACGCAUCCCGAAAUUCAGCAGCGUGUCAGAGCAGAGAUCAAGCAACACUACCCCUUCCUCUUCGAUCCAACGACCCGCAGUGACGUCGAGCGCCUUUCAAAGCUUGACGCUGACAAUCUCCAUUACUUGGACAACGUAUGCCGCGAAUCCCUGCGGUACAUUCCGCCUAUCCCCAUGACAGUGCGCCAAUCCAUCGUCGAGGACCAGCUUGGUGGCUUCGAUAUUCCCGCUGGCACAACGGUAUACAUCCACGCCAACGCUAUACAUCGCCUGCCUUCUUUCUGGGGUGACAACGCUAAUACCUUUGACCCCGAUCGGUGGGAUCAUCUUCCUGCUGACCACACGUCCAACGCAUUCAUGACGUUCCUGCAAGGUCCGAGAGGUUGCAUUGGUCGUAAAUUUGCGGAGACGGAGAUGAAGUGUCUCGUCAUCUGUCUUCUGAGUAUGUACAGCUUUGAGCGUGAUAUCACUGUGGACAAUCCUGAGCUGUGGAAGAUGUGGCGGUUGGUUUUGAGACCAAGAGAUGGGAUUAGCUGCAAAGUUAGUGUGUUGGAGGAAGAGGAGAAGGCCGCCGUCCUUGUUUGA
Messenger RNA from Letharia columbiana, 1641 nucleotides. RefSeq lists its product as uncharacterized. Bases 1 to 1641 code for a protein of 546 amino acids. The record is from RefSeq and is a predicted model, not a curated record. The transcript has 2 exons. Lineage: Eukaryota; Fungi; Ascomycota; Lecanoromycetes; Lecanorales; Parmeliaceae. Gene Ontology annotation, molecular function: heme binding; iron ion binding; monooxygenase activity.